AUUUUUCCUCGGGUUUCCCACCCGCUUCCCGCAUAGAAAGCCCGUGUGCGUCUGCGCCACAGGCAGCGCUGGCUCAUGUCAGGGUUUCAUUUCUACAGCUGAUUCACGAGAAAUUACACAAUUUCGUUGCCUAUUGGGCGGAAUCCUCCAGGAGCUUGACAGGAAAGGGGAGAGUGUGGCGUUUUCUGAAAUCAUAGGCGUGGUUUUGGAUGGAGAUGCUCCGUCUGCUCCUGCUGGGAUCCCCACCUGCCCUCACACCGCGUUUGUCACAGCGCCAGCUGGUAUUUUCUUGAGCUCGAGCCACCACAGCGCGUAUUUGAUUAAAUUUUUAUUUUUGUCACGGGAGAUAGGCCUAAAGACUCUCUCUCUCUCUGUCUCUCUCUCUCCGGGGGUGUAGUGUAAUUACAGCGCGGGGAACGUGCGGAGCGCCCGGUUUAAUCACCUCCAGAGCGGCUGUGGCGGUGGUGGUGGCGGCGGCGGAGGCGCACGACACUUGGUGAUAAACAAGACAGCGGACAGCGCGUCGCUUGGCCUCCAGGCAGCAGCAGUAGUAGUAACAGCGGCAGUGGAAAAAGAACCAAAGCGGAGAUCCUGGUUCAUGUGUAGGGCUGUUCGACGCGCAGGUCGUGCCCGCAGCGGUUCGCAAGGAUGGAAAAUAAACGCAAGAUGCCCAGAAGAUCGCCCCUGCUCCGGUUACUCGUGGUGGCGUCUGUUUUACUUGUAGUGGACACCAAGAAAGCCAAGCUUCGCUGUCCUCUGUCAUGUACAUGUACCAAAGAUAACGCGUUGUGCGAAAGCGCAGGACAGAUCCCUCGCGGCUUUCACUCCGAUGUCAUAUCACUAUCAUUCGUCAAGUCUGAAUUCACUGAAAUCCCGAAAGAGAGCUUCAUCCACACGCCUGCCCUGCAUCUCCUCCUCUUUACAGCAAACAACCUGGAAUCCAUAAAUGAGGACGCUUUCCUUGGUCUUCCUCAUCUGGAGUAUCUGUUCAUUGAAAAUAACCAAAUCAAGUCGAUAUCACCACAGGCUUUCCGCGGACUAAAAACCUUAGUGCAUCUGAGUCUAGCCUACAAUAAUCUGGAGACCCUGCCCAAAGAUUUGUUCAAGGGUCUUGAGGCCUUGACAAAAGUAGACUUGCGGGGAAACCAGUUCAUCUGCGACUGUAAACUCAAGUGGUUGGUGGAGUGGAUAUACAACACCAAUGCCACAGUGGAUCAGAUUUACUGCAAAGGCCCGGCCUUGCAGCUGGACAAGAAGAUCAACGAUCUGGCACCGCAGUCUUUUGACUGCAUCACCACAGAGUUUGCUUCCUACCAGUCUCUGAAGUUUGAGUCCAUAUCGGUGGAGGCGUUUUCCUUUGGGAAUGACCAGUAUGUGGUGUUUGCUCAGCCUUUCAUUGGGAAAUGCAGCUUUCUAGAGUGGGAUCAUGUGGAGAUGGUCUUCAGAAACUUUGACGAUAUCAACAGCACAUCCACAGUGAUUUGCAAACCACUGGUCAUUGACAACCAGCUUUUUAUCAUCGUGGCUCAGCUGUUUGGUGGCUCACACAUCUAUAAGCGUGACACCUCUGCAAAUAAAUUCAUCAAGCUUCAAGGCAUUGAUAUCCUCAAAAUUCGCAAACCAAACGACGUUGAGACUUUCCAGAUCGAUGGAGAAUCUUUCUUUGUGAUAGCAGACAGCUCCAAGGCCGGUUCCACCACCAUCUACAAGUGGAACGGCAAUGGCUUCUACUCUCACCAGUCACUCCACCCAUGGUACCGGGACACCGAUGUGGAGUACAUGGAGAUUUCAUCCAAACCUCACCUGAUCCUGUCCAGCAGCUCCCAGAGGCCAGUCAUCUACCAGUGGAACAAAAGCACCAAGCUGUUCGACAGACGCACCGACAUCCCAGAGAUGGAGGACGUCUACGCUGUGAAGCAUUUCCAGGUCAAGUCUGACCUCUUCAUCUGCCUGACACGCUUCAUAGGUGACUCCAAAGUGAUGCGCUGGGACGGGGCCCUCUUUAGAGAAUUGCAGACCAUGCCCUCUCGUGGCUCCAUGGUGUUCCAGCCCUUCUCUGUGGGCAACUGGCAGUAUGCCAUCCUGGGCAGCGACUACUCUUUCACCCAGGUAUACCGCUGGGAUGCCAAGAAGGGCGAGUUUGUCCAUUUCCAGGAGCUGAACAUCCAGGCGCCGAGAGCCUUCUCUCCAGUCUCCAUAGACAACCGGCAGUUCCUGCUGGCCUCCAGUUUCAAAGGGAAAACUCAGAUCUAUGAGCAUCUGGUCAUUGAUCUGAGCAAUGAGUGAUUGUUUCUUUGGCUGAUUGAUGGGUUAUUGGUAACUUGAGUGGUCUUUGUGUUUGAAGGAGGUUGUUGCAGCAGACACAGUGCUGAACAACACCGAAAGUGAUCAUCAGUUGAUCCUAACUUGAGAAAAGCAGGCAUUACUCAUGCUCAUUUUAAAAAUCUUCCAUUGAAAUCAGUGCAUGAUAAAUGUAGAGAUAAAUACAUGCAUCUCAACCAAAUACAUUUGGCUGAGAUGCAUGUUGAGUUCAAUGCAUGGAUCUCAGCCAAAUAUAUCUGGCUGAGAUGCAUGUUGAGUUCAAUGCAUGAAUCUCAAGUUAGGAUUAGACCCAAGAUGUUGUCAAGACAUUAAUGCAUGACCAGGGCCUCACUCAGGCCGUCCCAUCCAGAUAAAUGCAACAUCCAUGCGCAUUAAUCCAUUAAAUCUAGCAUUGGCCAGUAGGUUAUUUUUGUGUUCAACCACUCAUGUGACUCAGCAAAGUUUCUACAUUUGUAAUCUCAUAUAUUUAUCUACAGAAAGUAAUAAUAGUACUUUUUAACCUAUUAACAUGUUUAACUCAACAAAUCUGCCAAAACAAAUGUUUACAUUUUUCUGUCUUUCCACUUGUUCGCUAAAAGAUUUGUAAAUUAAGCUUUUGUAAGUUUAAGAGGGACCACGCCAGUUAGAUAAAUAUUUGUUAAGGAGAAUGAUUUAAAAUUAUGUUUAUAAUUUGGAAAAUAUCAACAGAAAUGUUGUGUGAGAAUCUACCUGUAUAUCCUUGCAACUUACAUUUUUAUCAUUAAUGGUUUGUAUAAUGUUUAAAGUAUUGAGAAAUACAGCCUUUCAUAAGAAGUAUGGAAAACGUUUUGGGCACACAUGGAACUAUUUUCAGACACUUCAAGGAACUGAAUGAAAAACUGAGGAUAUUGUUCAUAAUGCUUUACCUUUGACUAACUAUGUAUGCAAAAUACAUCAAUUGUGUCAUGAUUAGGAUUAAGUUAUUGACUAAUAUCAUGCUAUUUAGAGUCAAUAAAGGUUUACAUCAUUAA
Molecule: messenger RNA, 3311 nt
Organism: Lates calcarifer (barramundi perch)
Lineage: Eukaryota; Metazoa; Chordata; Actinopteri; Centropomidae
Gene: lgi1a
Product: leucine-rich, glioma inactivated 1a
Biological process (GO): myelination
Molecular function (GO): protein binding
Source: RefSeq, a predicted model, not a curated record